AUGAACCUGGCCCGACGCCUGUGGUCGGUCAACAAGUCCGCGGCCACUCCGCAGCGCGCGCCAAAUCAUCACCGCGCUCUCGCAAUGCCUUCCGCGGAAGUACCGUCGCCCCGCUGCGUCCGCGCCGCCGUCCAGAGCAUCCUGCGGCACCCCUACACCAUCCCCUACCUCAAGGCCAUCGCCAUCGUCUUUGUCGCCUUCCUGGCCUUCGACUUCGUGGCCUUCUCUCACCGCCCCUGCCCCGUCGACUCGGAGGGUCAAUGGUCGGUCGGUGUGUCCUUCACGCGCAACCCCCUGGCCCUCGAGCCGCCCCUCGAGCCCGCCCUGACCUGCCGCGACGUCAGCGACCCGGGCCGCCGCGCCAGCUUCGUGGCCGACCCCUUUCUCUUGAAGCGAAAGAUGGACCCAGAAGGGACUUGGUGGAUGUUCGUGGAGGUCAAGGACGUGGUCUCCGGGCUCGGGUACAUCGGCGCGGCGAAGAGCACGGACGGCGGCAUCACCUGGCGGUACCAGGGCGAGGCCCUCGCUGAGCCGUUCCACCUCAGUUACCCCCUGGUAUUUGAGCACGACGGCGAAGUGUACAUGCUGCCCGAGGCGAACAAGAGCGGCGAGCUGCGGCUGUACCGCGCGGUCUCGUUUCCGCUGCGGUGGGAGGUCGACACGGUGCUGCUGCGCGGCACGAUCGUCGACGCGACGCUGUUCCAGCGCGACGCGCGCUGGUGGAUCUUUGCACGGGAGCGCGGCAACGGCGGGGGCACGCGGAUGUCGAUCUUCCACGCGAACGACCUCCGCGGGCCGUGGCACCGGCACGGGCAGCGCGGCUGGAUCGGGCCGCACAUCAAGCGUGGGUCGCGGAUGGCGGGGCGCGUCGUGGAGGUUGAGGGGCGCCUGCUGCGCUUCGGACAGGACCUGCGGCGGACGUACGGCGGCGACGUGAUCGCGCACGAGGUCACGAGGCUCACGACGGAGGAGUUCGAGGAGAGAGAGAUCGCGUAUCCGCUGGCGCGCAAGAGCUGGAACGCCAACCGCUGGCACCACGUGGACCUGCAUUUGGCGGGGCAGGACGCGGACGGGCCGCUGUGGGUGGCAUCGAUCGACGGAGACAACGUGGCGAGCGACCCGCUCCGCGCGGUGUGGCUCGCGCGCACCGGGUUCGCGCUCGCAGCGCCGGUGCUGGUGGCGGCGACGACCGCCGUGCUCGGGUCGCUGUGGCGGCGCAAGGCGCCCAGGAAGUGGCUCAGGGUCCCCAUCGAGGCAUUCAGGGAGCAGUCCGUCUCGAACGGCGGAGCGGCGGGUUUGGCGCGCUGGCGGUUUGCUGCUGUGGUCCUCGGUGCAGGGGCGCUCAGCGCGACAGCGGCGAUGCUGGCGCCGUCGACGGCGUGGGACCGCCUGCACGUGGAUGAGGCGGCGGUGCCUGCGGUGACGCCGAGGCGGAACGCGGACGUCCGCCUGGUCGUGAUGUCAUACCCGCGGCGGCGGGACAUGCUCGACUCGACGCUGGAGCACUACGCGUCGUGCCCGUCAGUGUCGUCGGCGCUGGUGGUGUGGUCGUCGUUCGGGGUGCGUCGCGCCCCGGAAGCCGAGGCGCCGGCGGCGGAGACGUCGCGCAGUCCCCCCCUGACUAAGCGCAUGGACACCACCAUACGUCAGGUCGCGGAUUCAGGGAUAUUCGCGGGCUGGAAGGACUCGCUCUUCCUGCGCGACCCGCCGCUGUCGCCCCCGCGGACAGCGUCGUACGGAAGGCUGCCCGUGCACGUGUCCGUCAAGCACUUCCGCGAGGCAACCAUGCUGAACCGCAUGUUCGUUCAGGACGAGGUGGCCGACAGCCCGGCCAUCUUCGUGGUCGACGAUGACAUCCGGUUGGCGUGCCGGGACUUUGAGCGCGGCGCGGAGGCCUGGCGGGCGCACCGCACGCAGAUCGUCGGCUUCUACGCGCGCGCCGUCGACGUCGUGCGCCCCGAGGACCGUCCCGACGCGCCGCUGACGGACCCGGACGUCGAGGUGCGAUAUCUCGGGAAGUUCGAGACAGAGGCCCGGGGGAGUUACUCCAUGGUCCUCGUGGGGGCCUCCUUCCUGUCCAGCGACGUGCCGAAACUCGUUGCAGCGGCGCCCGCCGCCGCACGGAACAUGGUAUUGCUGCUGUCGAACUGCGACGACAUCCUGGUGAACUUCGUCGUGGCGGACUCGACCGGAAAACCCCCCCUCUUCGUCCAGUCACCCAUCACGGUGACGUCGUGGACGGGGAUCUCCACGAGCCUGGACCAUGACACGGUGCGCGAGUACUGCAUCCGGCAGUUCGCGGACGUGUACCACGGCCUCCCCCUCGUCGAAGCAGAGUUCCGGCGAUGA
Pedinophyceae sp. YPF-701 is the source of this 2349-nucleotide messenger RNA. The record is from the annotation of a GenBank genome assembly. NCBI's taxonomy places the organism in Eukaryota, Viridiplantae, Chlorophyta, Pedinophyceae.